Haemonchus placei is the source of this 294-nucleotide messenger RNA. The record is from the annotation of a GenBank genome assembly. Lineage: Eukaryota; Metazoa; Nematoda; Chromadorea; Rhabditida; Trichostrongylidae.
AUGUGCAGCGAUGUGAAACUUGAGCUUCAGCAGAUCCCAUUCAUGACGAAAGCUGGCGAUUACAGUGUACAUUGUGCUGAAAAAGCUGAGUUCUUACAAAAUUUAUUGCGACACAGGAUAAUCUCUUCGGUAACGUUGCAUGACCGCUUUCAUCUUAUGAGUAGAGGAUAUCUGCCGAUUGUGAGUGGUCUCAAGGCAAUCCAUCUUGAACGAAAACCAGUAACUAUCAUAUCGAAUUCGACCUUGAUCACAACCAAGAAGGAACGUCACGAGGUACGUCUUCUGCUCGGAUAA